This is a messenger RNA of Lotus japonicus, 1666 nucleotides long. Its product is annotated as protein kinase PINOID 2. Gene Ontology annotation, cellular component: plasma membrane; cytoplasm; nucleus. The coding region runs from base 99 to 1565 and encodes 488 amino acids. Gene Ontology annotation, molecular function: protein serine/threonine kinase activity; ATP binding. Gene Ontology annotation, biological process: protein phosphorylation. The transcript is spliced from 2 exons. The record is from RefSeq and is a predicted model, not a curated record. Lineage: Eukaryota; Viridiplantae; Streptophyta; Magnoliopsida; Fabales; Fabaceae.
UAUAAAACCCCCACUUCACAUGCCAAUGUGAUACCCACACAAACAAAACUCCCUCACAAACUCACACUCUCAAACGUACAUGUUCUACUGCACCAACCAUGGCCACCUCCACAACCACCACCACACCCUGCAGAGAUGAACCCGACUACGACAGCAGCUCCUCCUCAAUCACCACCGUCCCUGAAUCAACCCGGAGCUGGAUGACCAACCUCAGCUUCGGCAGCCGCCCUCGCCGGAGCUCUGUCUCUGUCUGCUCCACCACAACAGACACCUCCUUUCUGUUCCCUGGCUCUCACGCCAAGCCCCAUAAGGCAAACCAAGCCGCCUGGGAGGCCAUGAGGCGACUCCGAAGCGACAAAGGCCGCCUCGGACUCGAACACUUCCGCCUCCUGCGGCGGCUUGGAAGCGGCGACAUCGGCAAUGUCUACCUCUGCCAGAUAAGGAACCCCGUGGUGGGGUUGCCGCAGUGCUUCUACGCCAUGAAAGUGGUGGACAGAGAAGCACUUGCCAUAAGGAAGAAGCUUCAGAGAGCAGAGAUGGAGAAAGAGAUUCUGGGCAUGCUUGAUCACCCUUUUUUGCCUACUUUGUAUACUGAGUUUGAUGCUUCUCAUUAUUCAUGCUUGGUCAUGGAGUUUUGUCCCGGUGGUGACUUGUAUGCUGCUCGCCAACGCCAGCCAGGGAAACGCUUUACCAUAUCAUCCACUAAGUUCUAUGCAGCCGAGACACUUUUGGCACUGGAGUAUCUUCACAUGAUGGGAAUAGUGUACAGGGAUUUGAAGCCAGAAAAUGUGUUAGUUAGAGAGGAUGGUCACAUCAUGCUUUCAGAUUUCGACCUUUCUCUCAAAUGUGACGUCGUUCCUAAGCUUUUAAGGAGCAAAACAAAGUUGGAGAGGAGCAUCAAGAGCACAAAGAGAUCUUCCCCUGCUUGCUCUGCCCCCAUGCACCCUGUUUUGUCCUGUUUCUCAAGCAAGAAAAAGAAAGCAGCAACAUUGACAACACUCAUAAGAGAAAACGUUGUUGAUGAGGAACAAGAAAUUGAUGAAGAUCCUGAGCUUGUGGCAGAGCCAAUUGAUGCAAGGUCCAAGUCAUUUGUGGGGACACAUGAGUAUUUAGCACCAGAAGUGAUUUUGGGACAAGGGCAUGGUAGUGCAGUGGAUUGGUGGACUUUUGGGGUGUUUUUGUAUGAGAUGUUGUAUGGGAGAACACCCUUUAAAGGUGAGAACAAUGAGAAGACACUGGUGAACAUUCUGAAGCAGCCAUUGAGUUUUCCUAGGAUUGCAGUGAGUAGUAGUGAAGAGUUUGAGGAGAUGGUGAGGGUUCAGGAGCUUAUUAGCAAGCUGUUGGUGAAGAAUCCAAAUAAGAGAAUUGGAAGCUGCAUGGGUUCUGUUGAGAUCAAGAGGCAUGAGUUCUUCAAGGGUGUGAAUUGGGCUUUGAUUAGAUCAGUUAGACCCCCUGAGGUCCCUGCUGAUACGAACAAGAUUAGGAGUAGGGUCUUGGUGCCCAAAUUAAGCAAGAAAGAGAGGGAUCAGCCAUUUCAGCUUACUCAUCAUUUUGAAUACUUCUAAGUUCUAACUGCAGAAUGUAAUUAACAGUUUAGGAAAAGUUAAAUAGGUUUUCCAGAAAAAUAUGUGUUUGCCAUAAAACUAAUGAAGGGUUCUUUGUUAAA